AUGGUUGAAGCUGAUCUUGAUAAAAUAGCUAAGAAAUCCAGCGUUACUUUACCCAACAUCACAUCUAGUCAAAAUGGUCAUGACAACAACAAGAAAGAGCAUCAUCAUCAUCAUCACCAUAUUAAGCGACCUAUGAAUGCUUUUAUGGUAUGGUCACAAAUUGAACGUAAGAAAAUGUCAGUUCAUCAUCCAGAUAUGCACAAUGCUGAAAUUAGCAAACGAUUAGGCAAAAGAUGGAAGUUAUUAAACGACGAUCAAAAGAAACCGUUCGUUGAAGAGUCUGAGCGAUUGCGCGUUCAGCAUAUGCAAACAUAUCCAGAUUACAAGUAUCGACCUAGGAAAAAGAAGCCAAAAGUAGCAGCAAGUACUGCUAGUAAUAAUCACAAAGGCAAUAAUAGUUGCGCCAGUAGUACUAGCAGCAUUAGUAGUACCGACAGCGGAAUCAGCUCUACAGAUUCAAAACAAAGUAAUCAUAUCCUCAAUGGCAAAUUCAAUAGUAAAAGCAGCAACGGAAGUAGUAAAGCAUCAAAUAAGCAUAAUAGCAAAUCAAACAACGAGCUCAGUAAUCACAACCAUAGCAAUUCAACUGUAAACGGCAGUAAUAGUACAACAGCUUGUAAGAUAAAGUCAAAUCAAACCAAUCAACAAAGUAAAAAUUCCAAAGUUAAAUCGAAAGGAUUAAAUGGUUUCAUCAAAAAUCAAAAUGAUACUAGCAAAAAUAAUAAUAAUAAUAAGAAAAAGGCAGAUUUACCGACUCCAGCAACACCUCCAGCUAAAGUACCAGGUUCACCAACACCACUUGAACAACAGCAACAAUUUGCAGGCAUUUCUGAAACAUUUUCAUUUUAUGAUGACGUUAUUUGCGCUCCAGGUCCUCAAGAAUUUCAACAAGAACAGUUACAAGAUCAAUUCAAUCAACAAUAUAACAAUUUUGAUACUAGUGUCAGUACUGAGACUGAAAGUGAUAGUCUAAAUAAUGACGAGCUAUCAGCCGAUUGGUCAUCUCUAGAUAUGAUAACUUUAGAUCAGGCAUUAGCUAUAUCUCCUAUGGACGAUAGUGGUGAGAUCAGUGUUUUCGAUUUUCCCGAAGAUCUGUAUACAACACCUGAAGUCUCCGAAUUAAUGCAAGAUCAGUGGUUUGAAUCAGGCUUAGGACCAUUAGCUUAA
This is a messenger RNA of Trichoplax adhaerens, 1167 nucleotides long. RefSeq lists its product as uncharacterized. Bases 1 to 1167 code for a protein of 388 amino acids. Lineage: Eukaryota; Metazoa; Placozoa; Uniplacotomia; Trichoplacea; Trichoplacidae. Gene Ontology annotation, molecular function: RNA polymerase II cis-regulatory region sequence-specific DNA binding; DNA-binding transcription factor activity, RNA polymerase II-specific. The record is from RefSeq and is a predicted model, not a curated record. Gene Ontology annotation, biological process: cell differentiation; regulation of DNA-templated transcription; anatomical structure morphogenesis. The transcript has a single exon.